AUGCGAACGAGUCGACCACAGACAGAUCCUAUCACACCACAUGCGGAACGCCUAGUUUCCUAUAUGAAUACUCGUCCUGAAACUAUUCUGGGGUAUGCAAAGUACUUUGGAAAUUCCAAUGAUGCCGUGAGUGCCCGAAUGACUGACAUCGAUUCAAAUGGCUUUGUCGUGAUCGCAAAGAAUGCGGACGGAGUAGAAUCCGAAGUUCAUGUCGUUUUCAAAGAACGUCUAAAUGACUAUCAACAAGUCAGACCGGUACUGGUUGAAAUGGCUCGGGAAGCGGAGACUGCUUUGAAUUUGCCGAGUACACGUCCCCCAACCAUUUCGUCGGUUUCUUCAUCGGCACAAGCUUCAUCUUUACAUACACCUUUCAAUCCACCUCAAUUACCAAUUUAUAUCUUUCUUUUCUUGGCUUAUUGUUUCUUCUAUUUAAAUGCGUACUCCCCUUCUCCGAUGCCCGGAUACAUUGAAUCCUUUAGGCUAAUGUUUGGUCAACUAACUUUCCACUAUAUUCUUAUUGGUAUCACGAUUGUCCAUGUGUUCGAAGCUUUAUUGGUUGUAGUCGUGUUGACAAGGAGGGGAGAAAGGGAUGUUAUGACUUGGAUAUUAUGGGUGGUAAAUUCUCUAAUAUUCGGUCACUCUUGGCGUUUAUGGACCGCCAAGAAAGAAAAGGCCAUGUGA
This is a messenger RNA of Acaulospora morrowiae, 681 nucleotides long. Lineage: Eukaryota; Fungi; Glomeromycota; Glomeromycetes; Diversisporales; Acaulosporaceae. The record is from the annotation of a GenBank genome assembly.